Molecule: messenger RNA, 879 nt
Organism: Oryzias latipes (Japanese medaka)
Lineage: Eukaryota; Metazoa; Chordata; Actinopteri; Beloniformes; Adrianichthyidae
Product: glutamine amidotransferase-like class 1 domain-containing protein 3, mitochondrial
Source: RefSeq, a predicted model, not a curated record
GUCUGGGAGGAGACAGCUCCACUAUAAAAGCGUGCAGCCUGAUUCCACAGCACCAGAGGAGCUCAGCUGUUUCACUCUGCAAAUCGUCUACUUGUUGAAGAAUCAUGGCAAAGCGUGUUGCUGUCAUUUUGUCCGGCUGUGGAGUCUACGACGGCACAGAGGUGCACGAGGCUUCAGCUGUCCUCGUCCACCUGAGUCGUGCCGGAGCAAAAGUUCAGAUGUUCGCUCCAAAUGCAGAUCAGAUGCACGUCGUGAAUCACUGUGAGGGGAAGCCUACAGAAGAGAAAAGAAACAUCCUGCAGGAAAGCGCCCGAAUUGCCAGGGGCGACAUAACCGACCUGGCCAAGUUAAAUGUCUCUGAGUUUGAUGCCUGCAUCAUCCCAGGGGGGUUUGGAGUGGCCAAGAACCUGAGUGACUGGGCAGUAAAGAAUAAGGACUGCACAGUCCUGCCACAAGUAGAGAAGAUCAUCACAGCUUUCCAUAAGGCUAAAAAACCUCUGGCACUGUGCUGCAUUUCCCCCGUCCUGGCGGCAAAGAUCAUCCCAGGCUGUGAGCUCACUGUGGGCCAGGACAAGGAGUGUGAAAAGUGGCCGUAUGCAGGGACAGCAGGUGUCAUGAAGGAGCUGGGCUGCAAACAUGUGAACAAAGACGUGGAAGAAGCUCACGUUGAUCUCAAAAAUAAGCUGGUCACCACUUCUGCCUUCAUGUGCAACGCUCCCAUACACAAAGUGUUUGAUGGAAUCGGUGUCAUGGUGAAAGAAACUCUGAAGUUGGCUUAGCACCAGUUUAUUUGUUAUGUUGUGUUUGAUGGAUCUGCUGACAAUUGCUUGAUGUCCUUUUAAAAGUUUUCAAUAAAAACUUUUUUUUUUUAAAUUACAC